GACUGCAAUGGCGGAUUAAAUUUACGAGAUUUUCCAUUAAUUCGGCAGAAGAUGAUGGAGUUUUGCGCUGUUUCAACCAAAGGAAUUGCACCACGUAAACGUGCAUUUCAUUCUUGUUCUGUCGUAGGAGAUGUUUUGUUUAUUUUUGGAGGAAUUGCAUCAGACAGAACUGUUUUAAAUGACAUGUACAUGUACCAUAUUUCUUCCAACUCAUGGAGUCGGAUCGAGGAUAGAGAGCUAUGUAGUUCUCAAAGCAGGCCUUUAGUUUCGUCAGGAUUUCCUCAGGGAAGACUUUGCACCGCACCAAGUGUCAGCCACCAUACAGCGACGGUUGUAAGGGGCCGGUUUAUUUUAAUAAUAGGUGGCUGGAAUGGACGGAAAAGAUGCGCUGAUGUGUUUUGUUUUGACACUGUUGAUCAAUUUUGGCGUCAUAUCCCUGAAACUGGAGACAUUCCAGUAGGAUUAAGCUCGCACACAGCAACUUUAGUGUCUUCUAAAGAUAUUUUGAUAAUCGGACGUGAAGGAGGCGUUCAUACGCAGCGCCGUUUCGCUGGUGCUUUUUAUUUAAACUUUGAAACUGGAAAAUAUUCCGAGGCACCAUUUCAUGCCAGCUCCAGAUCGGGCCACACAGCAAGUCUUAUCCCCAUAAGAACUAGUAGAGAGAAUCAUUUAUUUGUUUUUGGAGGCCGUAAGAAUGGAGGAUACGAACUAAUCGGCUCUUGGAGAAAAGCGGAACAAACUGAGACAUCGUUUCCCCAGCAUAGAAUCGCUGACUUGCUCGAAAAGUCUGCUAUUUGCGACGAACCAAGUGGUCGACAGCAUGCUAGAGCUGUAGAACUGAACAAUAAACAUUUGCUCAUUUUUGGUGGGGAGACCUGGAGUGGUGUAAGGGAGAAUGUAACAAAUGAGGCUUUCGUUUUAGAAACUGACACAAUGAAAUGGUACAAGUUGCCCCUCAUAGGAGAUGCCCCAAAACUCGUUGGGCAUUCCAUGGUGGGAUGUGGUGAUCAGAUUUUUGUGUUUGGUGGUGGGCUUUCCAACAAAUAUUCUGAUACACUUUGGGAAGUUAAGAUUAAAUAUCACUAGUGGACUGAUAUCUGCAUGCAACAGUUGCAAACAGAUCCAGUUCAAACAAUCUUGCAGCAGUGAGCACUUCACAGGUUGUUCACUAACUAGGAACUGGAAAACCAGUUGACAUUUCCCAUUGUGGAUGUUCUUGAAAACAGUUGCUUAAAUUAGUUUCAUUCACGAUGUUUGUCAAGUUCCUUGCAGCGAAAAACUCUUGUACUGUUACAUGAAUAAAACAGAAUUGUUCUUC
Messenger RNA from Stylophora pistillata, 1318 nucleotides. Its product is annotated as kelch domain-containing protein 9. Gene Ontology annotation, molecular function: cyclin binding. The record is from RefSeq and is a predicted model, not a curated record. Lineage: Eukaryota; Metazoa; Cnidaria; Anthozoa; Scleractinia; Pocilloporidae.